AUGGUGGGCAUAGCAGCUGUUAUACCAGGCAGUGAGAGAGAGAAAGAGAGAGAGAGAGAACCGGCAUCCUCGUCCUCCCAGGGUUUGCGUCUGAGCAGGAGGAGGGUGGCAGCCCUGUGCGAAGGCACUGUCACUGGCAAGGCCACCCGCCUACGGCAGCCUCCCACAUGUCACCGCCGGCCCCCCUGCAGAAAAGAAAGAGCCAUGUGCAAAGACCCCGCUGGUUACAUCCACGCGCUGCACCAUGUGCGUGGGGCUCGCCACUGGGCUCUCUCGCGGACAGUGGUGCGAGGAUGGGAAGCGCACUGCGUCACAGCCAACCCCGGCUGGCCCACCUGCCAGGCACGUCUGGACUGGCGAGCCGUUCCCCCACUUCAGAGGUGCGUGGGCACAGAAACCGCUGCCAAUGAGGGACAGUUUAGCACCACGAUCCUGGCGUGGGCGCCGGACCAAUCGGCAGGGAGCAGGAUGAAGGACGACAGGGUCUUCCUUCUGCUCUUUAUCCUCAUUUUUAUACUAAAUACGAGUCAGUACCUUGCUUUUCACUCAACAAUUAUGGAUGCCAACAGUUCAUGGAGUAAUGCAUCAGGCAACUGCCCAGAUGUGGACACUCUGAUGAAGCACUACUACCUUCCAGUGAUGUACACAAUCAUCUUUGUGGUGGGCUUUGUGGGCAACAUCAUCUCCAUCGUCAUCUACGUGACCAAGAUGCGGCCCUGGAAGAGCAGUAGCAUCAUCAUGCUGAACCUGGCCAUAACAGACCUCCUCUACAUGUUCAGCCUACCUUUCCUGGUUUCAUACUACAUCAGAGGGGAUUCCUGGACUAUGGGAGACUUCAUGUGUCGCUUCGUACGCUUUGGUUUCCACUUCAAUUUGUACGGCAGCAUCCUCUUCUUAACCUGCCUCAGCAUCUUCCGCUAUGUGGUGGUGGUUUACCCCCUGAAGAUGGUCCAGAUUCAAAGAAAGACGUUGGGCUGCAUUGCUUGCCUAGUGGUUUGGGCCAUCUCUGCUGUGGAGAUUGUUCCUAUGUUAACAAUGAUUAACAUGGAGGUCAUAAAUAACAAAACUCAAUGUCUGGACUUUGCCAGCAAUGAUCCAGAAAAUGUCUGGUGGUACAGCUGGCUACUGACAACUUUGGGCUACUUGUUGCCCCUUGUGGUGGUUUGCAUCUGCUACUACAGGAUUGUACUGGCUCUGGCGUUGGGACCCCACACUCAGAGCCCACAUCGAGCACGUGCCCGGAGACUCACUGUAUUGAUCCUGGUGGUCUUUGUGGUUUGCUUUAUGCCAUUCCACACCCUGCGUGCAGCUCGUGUGGCUACCAGGAAGUGGGCGGCAUCCUGCACAGUCACUAACUGGGUUCACGCAGUCUACAUUAUAUCAAGACCAGUGGCAGGACUCAACACCUUCUUCAACUUGGCCCUUUACACACUGGCUGGUGACAGGUUCCAGCAAGCUUUCUUCAGCAUCUUUAAUGUUAAGCUCUGCAUUUCCAGAGCAAAGUCCCACAUCUCUGUGGCCACAGUAACCCGAAGAGACAUUCAGUCCUCGUGA
Messenger RNA from Scleropages formosus (Asian bonytongue), 1554 nucleotides. RefSeq names its product 2-oxoglutarate receptor 1. The coding region runs from base 1 to 1554 and encodes 517 amino acids. NCBI's taxonomy places the organism in Eukaryota, Metazoa, Chordata, Actinopteri, Osteoglossiformes, Osteoglossidae. Gene Ontology annotation, biological process: G protein-coupled receptor signaling pathway. The record is from RefSeq and is a predicted model, not a curated record. Gene Ontology annotation, molecular function: G protein-coupled receptor activity. Gene Ontology annotation, cellular component: plasma membrane. The transcript has 4 exons.